AUGGUGGCAAAGGGACUGGCGCAUGUUGCUGAUGUGGAUGUUAAUCCUGUCAGUGUCUUCAGGUACGUGCUAGUGUGUGUAUGCACCACAGCUAGCACAAGGACCAGUACCAGCAAGUACGUUGUGUGCAAACAUGGCUGGGCAGAGCUUAAGACCACCACAUAUGACUCUGAGCGCUUGGAGACCAGAAGGAUCCUUCACCAAAGUGAAGACCAGACCAUCUAUGUUUAUGGUUUUGGGAGAGCAAAUCAUUCUGUCCCUAUAGAGAAGUUGAAAGCCAGUUGUCCAGACUAUGAAAUCACUUGGGCAGGUGAAGGCUAUUGA
Tauraco erythrolophus (red-crested turaco) is the source of this 324-nucleotide messenger RNA. NCBI's taxonomy places the organism in Eukaryota, Metazoa, Chordata, Aves, Musophagiformes, Musophagidae. The record is from RefSeq and is a predicted model, not a curated record.